This is a messenger RNA of Lactuca sativa (garden lettuce), 2604 nucleotides long. RefSeq names its product G-type lectin S-receptor-like serine/threonine-protein kinase At4g27290. Gene Ontology annotation, biological process: recognition of pollen; protein phosphorylation. Gene Ontology annotation, cellular component: plasma membrane. Gene Ontology annotation, molecular function: ATP binding; protein serine/threonine kinase activity. The record is from RefSeq and is a predicted model, not a curated record. NCBI's taxonomy places the organism in Eukaryota, Viridiplantae, Streptophyta, Magnoliopsida, Asterales, Asteraceae.
AGCUUUAUCGCAUUAUCCUUGUGUUGCUCCAGUAUUAAUAUAGUAUUUAUUUUGUCAUGUUCUGCUGCAGUAGAUAGAGUAUAUAUAAAUCAACCAAUCAAAGAUGGCAACACCAUUGUUUCAGAUGGCGAGACGUAUGAACUGGGGUUUUUUAGCCCCGGAAAGUCAAAGAAUCUAUACCUGGGGAUAUGGUACAAACAGAUAUCAACCUUUACCGUUGUAUGGGUUGCUAACAGGGAGACACCAAUAAGCGAUGCAUCUGGCGUCUUUCAAGUCAGUAGAGAAGGAGCCUUGCUGAUUCUCAGUGGUGGUAAUAGUCAUAAUGUCAUCUGGUCAUCCAAUUUGACAUCGGUCUAUGCCAGGAAUAUGAAUCCUGUGGCACAGCUUUUGGACAAUGGAAAUCUUGUGGUGUGGGAUGAAAGUAGCACCAAAGAAAGUCCAAUAUGGCAGAGUUUUGACUAUCCUGGUAACACUUUGUCACCAGGAGUGAAGUUGGGGAAGGAUUUGAUAACAGGAAGAGAGAGGUUCUUAACAUCUUGGAAGAGCCCUGAUGAUCCUUCUGUAGGUCGGUAUAAAGUCUGGAUGGACACAAAUGGAUAUCCACAGGUAUUUGUGGGAGCAGGUCAAGGUGAAACCUUAAGGGUUGGACCAUGGACCGGUCUUGGGUUUCAAGGCGUUCCUGUGGAAAACAUGGAUCUAAUUUACUCCACAGAAUUUGUUGUUAAUCAGAAAGAAAUAUAUUAUAGCUAUAAAGUUAAAAGUACAACUACUUCGUGGCUUAUUUUGGUGUGGGAUGGCAUGGCACAACGGUUGCAAUGGAUCAAGCGAACACAAAAAUGGGUCGUGUAUGCAAAUGUAGUGGUUGAUGCUUGUAGUCGUUAUGGAGCUUGUGGUCCCUUUGGAAGCUGCAGCAUGAAAAGUUAUCUCCCUUGCAGUUGUUUGGAAGGUUUUGAGCCAAAAGUCCAAGAAGAAUGGAAAGCAGGGGAUUGGUCAAGUGGAUGUCAACGUAAAAAGCCAUUGGAUUGUAAGACUCCGGAUUUCUUCCAUAAAAUUUCAGGAGUCAUUUUUCCAGACACACAACGGUCAUGGUACAACAAGAGCAUGUCCCUUGAAGAAUGUGAGAUGGCCUGCAGAAGGGAUUGUAAUUGUACUGCUUAUGCUAAUUUAGAUAUCAGAAAUGGGGGAAGUGGAUGUUUGCUAUGGUUUAAUGAGCUGAUGGACAUUAGAGAAUAUGAUGAGCAUCAAGAACUGUACAUAAGAAUGGCAACCUCUGAGUUAGCAGAAAAAGGCCAAUUCAGCUUCAACAAGAAGAAGGCAGUACUCGCGUUAGUGCUGUCAGUAUUGUCAGCUGCAAUGCUUCUGUCCACAUUGGCAUAUGCAUGUAGAAAGAAGUUUAAAAGGCUUAAUAAAAAGGGACGAGGAAGCAGGGAACAUACCUUUGAUAAAGAUCAAGUAAACCUUGAUGAAGUACCUUUUUUUAGCUUGCAGAAAAUAGUCAAGUCCACCAAUAACUUUAACAUUGAUAAUAAGAUUGGGGAAGGUGGUUUUGGUCCCGUUUACAAGGGUGUGUUGGAAAAUGGGCAAAUAAUUGCUGUAAAGCGUCUCUCAGAAACAUCCAAACAAGGACUUGAUGAAUUCCAAAAUGAAGUCAUUUGUAUCCCCAAACUGCAGCAUCGGAAUCUUGUGAAGCUCCUUGGAUACUGCAUUCAUGGAAAUGAAAGGAUCCUAAUUUAUGAAUACAUGGAUAACAAAAGCUUGGACUCAUUUUUAUUUGAUGAAAACAGAGGUUCAUUACUUGACUGGCCUCGACGCUUUCACAUUAUCCAUGGUAUAGCUCGGGGUGUUCUUUAUCUACAUCAAGAUUCCCUCCUUCAAAUUAUCCAUAGAGAUCUCAAGGCAUGUAAUAUCUUGUUGGACAGUGAAAUGAAUCCAAAAAUAUCAGACUUUGGCCUUGCUCGAAAGUUUGUAGGACAGGAUGCCAUGGCUAAGACAAAGAAGGUGGUCGGAACACAUGGUUACAUUUCUCCUGAGUACGCGGUACAUGGGCGUUUCUCUAUAAAGUCAGAUGUAUUUAGCUUUGGUGUCGUUGUGCUGGAGAUUGUGAGUGGGAAGAAAAACAGAGGAUUCUCUCAUGAGGCUCAUAGUGAUAACCUUCUUGGACAUGCAUGGAGACUACAUAAAGAAGAUAAGUCCAUUGAACUCAUGAGUGCAUCUUUACGCAACUCUUGUGUCGUGUCUGAAGUAUUACGAUCAAUUCAUGUUGGAUUAUUGUGUGUACAACAUCAUGCAGAAGAUAGGCCAACUAUGUUGUCAGUAGUUCUGAUGCUGAUUAGUGAGGGGGCACUGCCUCCACCCAAACAACCAGCUUUUUUCACCGAAGAAAGUUACCAUGAAGUUGGUAUUGUUUCAUCCCUAGAGGAAUACAUGAUUACACUCUUGGAUGCUAGAUAGAAAGCAUGUGCCCAUGUAGAUGAAUAAAUUGUUGGAAUAAUCAGAAUUUGUUAUGGAAACAUUCCUUAUUUUAUUUUUGGUUUUUGUUGUUACUCUCUUCUGUUGAACACGACUCUUUAUAUGGGAAACAACAAUACUUUUAUUAAGGCACUU